This is a messenger RNA of Nycticebus coucang (slow loris), 1056 nucleotides long. RefSeq names its product CKLF like MARVEL transmembrane domain containing 2 (gene CMTM2). Bases 17 to 955 code for a protein of 312 amino acids. NCBI's taxonomy places the organism in Eukaryota, Metazoa, Chordata, Mammalia, Primates, Lorisidae. The record is from RefSeq and is a predicted model, not a curated record. The transcript is spliced from 4 exons.
GAACUCCAACCAAACCAUGGCGCCUAAAGCCAAAGGUGGUGACAAGGGUAAAAAAGGCAAAGAUGCGGCUAAGGCGCCAAAGCAAAAGGACAAGGGGAAAAAAAAGGAAAAACCGGUAAAGGCAAAGGCUCCACCCCCAGCACCGGAGCCCAAACCUGAAGAGCCCAAACCUGAAGAGCCCAAACCUGAGGAGCCCAAGCCUGAGGAGGUCAAGCCUGCAGAGGUCAAGCCUGAGGAGGUCAAGCCUGCAGAGGUCAAGCCUGCCGAGCCCAAACCUGAGGAGCCCAAGCCUGCCGAGGCCAAGCCUGCCGAGGCCAAGAAGGUAGAGUUCCAGGAACCCGUAAGGGAAAAGUCAGUGCAGCCCAAGGACCGAGUGGGCACAAGGAAGGGAUUUCGCCGCUAUCGGUGGGAACUCAAGGACAGCAAUAAAGAGUUCUGGAGCAUGGGGCACGCCGAGGUCAAGAUUCUGAGUUUGGGCUGCCUGAUAGCUACUGCAAUGCUGUUCUACGUACUUCCGGUGCAUCCAGUCUUGCGUCUCGUCAACAAAAUGGAGAUAGCCAUCUUCAGCUCCUUCAUCAUCCUCUACAGCUUUGCCAUCAAUAGAUACAUCCCUUUCAUCCUCUGGCCCAUUUCUGACCUCCUCAAUGACCUGUUCUCCUUUAUAUUCCUUUCGGGAGCCGCUGUCUUUGGUUUCACAAUUCAGAGGUCCCUGCCGCUGUAUUACACAAUUGGUCUGGGCCUUAUGGGUGCUGCUGCAUUUUUUGCUUUAAUUGAUAUACCUAUCCAAACAAAACACUUCAAAGGCAAGAGGGCCAGAAGGAAUGCGCUGAUUCCUCCUCCACCAAGGGAAAUACAACCUGAAGAGCCCAAGGAAGCAGAAGCAGGCCAGGCACCACCAACACCCGAAGCAGCAGCAGCCCCAGACGCAGACCCAGCCAAAGGAAACAAAAAGUGACUUAGAGGAGACUCCUGUUGUCAGAAAUGGCAAACCACUGCCUUCCCUGUCUCCUUUCUAAAAUGAUAGCUUGGAGAAGAAAUGUCUCCUUAAAUGGAUUU